AUGAGAUUUUGCGGUUACGUUCUCGAAAUUUUGGUCAAUGAUGUACCUUUACCAGAAAGACCCAUCAAAGUCGAGUCUGACCACAUUAAUUUCGAACCAAGUUUCUACGUUGAUAACAUAACCAAACAAAAGGUCUUCUGCGAAAUGCAUUAUGUCGUAGAAGUAAAGGUUCCUGAAUCCGAAUUUAAAGUACGUUUUCGAUCGUUAAAGGUUACCAAAGAUCGUCAAAUACGCGGAGACGUAGUUAUGGACGGUAAAAUGGAUGAAACCUGCAUCGAAAUGUAUGAUAGGUCAUUUCAUGUCGUUAACGGAUGUUGGCGUAAAAAGAUUCAUGAACCGUUCAAAUUCCCGUCCAAUUUAUGGCCCUCCUCAACCUUGACAUAUAAUAUGGCCAAGUCGGCACAUCAAUUCGGUGGACUUGGUGCGAUUUCCGUUUAUUUUUAUGAAAUCGAAAGGGUAAAAUUUCCUACCGUUAGAAAUUUAAAUACUACAUCAAAAAAUUUUAAUUACCUAUUUUGGAAUGGAAGUUCGAAAUUGAAAUCAUAUGAACCUAUCGCCGUUUUACACAUUCAUUAUCGAUCAACUUCCUGGUUUGAUGAAAUAUUAAAUAAUCAUCAUCGUCAACAUCAAGAAACGUCUGCUGUUGAUAAUUACUCGAUGUCAAACGAAAAAAGGAACAUUUCGGUGGGAAAAAUUUCAUUAUCAGAAAACUUUAGUAAUGAUUUGCUAUAG
This is a messenger RNA of Funneliformis mosseae, 732 nucleotides long. The record is from the annotation of a GenBank genome assembly. Lineage: Eukaryota; Fungi; Glomeromycota; Glomeromycetes; Glomerales; Glomeraceae.